AUGUUCCCAGGAUCAGGAAGAAAAACAUAUAAUCAACAGGCUCCAUCACAGGGACCUCCACCAAAUGGAUAUCAAUAUGGUGCACCACCACCAGGGCCACCACCUAAUGGAUACCAAUAUGGUCCACCACCGGGAGCACCUCAAGGAUAUGCACCACAAGGACAGUAUCCACCACAAAGAUAUGCACCACAAGGCCAAUAUCCACCGCAAGGAUAUCAACAACAAGGGUAUCCACAACAACAACAACAAGGGUAUCCACAACAACAACAACAAGGUUAUCCACAACAACAAGGGUAUUCACAACAGCAACAGCAAGGUUACCCAGCGCAGCACUUUGGUCAGGGUAGAGGCAAUCCAAAUCCGACUGGACCACCGCCAUCAGCACCUCAAAAUUUCGGCCAAAAUACUGGUAUGACUUUCCAGUACUCGAACUGUAACGGUAAAAAGAAGGCAUUAUUAGUUGGUAUUAAUUAUACUGGCAGUAAGAACCAGUUGCGUGGGUGCAUCAAUGAUGUCAAAAAUAUGAGUAAUUUCUUGAACCAACACUUCGGAUAUUCAUACGAUGACAUGGUUAUUUUGACAGACGACCAAAACCAAAGAGCUCGUAUUCCUACCAAAGAAAACAUUAUUAGAGCUAUGCAAUGGUUAGUUAAAGAUGCCAGACCUAAUGAUUCGUUAGUUUUCCAUUACUCGGGCCACGGUGGGGUUACUAAAGAUUUAGACGGGGAUGAAGAAAGUGGUCUUGAUGAUGUUAUUUAUCCUCUUGAUUUUGAAGUCAAUGGACACAUCGUUGAUGAUAUUAUGCAUGAAAUCAUGGUGAGACCGUUACCACAAGGAUGUAGAUUAACUGCUUUGUAUGAUUCGUGCCACUCAGGGACUGCGUUAGAUCUUCCUUAUGUCUAUUCUACAAAGGGGGUUGUCAAGGAACCAAAUUUAUUGAAAGAUGCUGGUACUGGUGCAUUUAAUGCAUUCCUUUCUUACGAAAGUGGUAACAUUGGCGGUGCUAUUUCGUCGCUUUCUGGGAUUGUCAAGAAAAUAUCAAAUCUGGCAAGUACUAAUAAAGACCAAGUUAUUAGAAUGAAAGCUUCGCCAGCCGAUGUUAUUUCUAUUUCUGGUUGUAAGGAUGAUCAAACAAGUGCAGAUGCCAAUGAAGCGGGUCAAAGUACGGGGGCAAUGAGUUGGUCUUUCAUUAAGACUAUGAAUGAGAUGCCAAACCAAUCUUACUUGUCAUUGUUGAAUAACAUGAGAACCUUAUUGAAAAGCAAGUACUCACAGAAGCCUCAAUUGAGUUGUUCACAUCCACAGGAUAUGAAUUUACAGUUCAUAAUGUAG
This is a messenger RNA of Debaryomyces fabryi, 1332 nucleotides long. It is a transcript of the gene MCA1, whose product is annotated as Ca(2+)-dependent cysteine protease. Lineage: Eukaryota; Fungi; Ascomycota; Pichiomycetes; Serinales; Debaryomycetaceae. Gene Ontology annotation, molecular function: cysteine-type endopeptidase activity. The coding region runs from base 1 to 1332 and encodes 443 amino acids. The record is from RefSeq and is a predicted model, not a curated record. The transcript has a single exon. Gene Ontology annotation, biological process: proteolysis.